AGACAAGUCACAUCUAGUGUCACACGUUGUGUUUUACUGGAAUACCUGAAAGAGAUUCUCAAUUCAUAUACUCAACGCCACCUACCGUCGGAUAGAAUGUUCAACUUAGUGUCGCUACUCGUCGCCGCGGCGCUAGUGUCGCUGCAAUGUGGGCUCGAAGCGAACGCACAGCUCGACAACAAACAAAUGGAUAACAAUAUAAAGGCUUUUGUGGCUCCCCUGACGAAAAGGCGCUCCCGUAACUUCGUAUCUAUACAACAGGCGCCUCCCGAAACCGCCCACCUGGCCGGCGCCCCAAUAGAACUGCGAUGUGAGGUCAUGGGUGUACCUUCGCCUACUGUACAUUGGUUGAAAAACGGAGAGCCUGUUGCUGACUACAUGGACGAAACCAACGAGAUCCAAGCAGUCUACCCAUCAAGCAUGGCCUGGCUCAUGUCCACACUGGUCGUGUCAGAGGCAGUCGGUGGCGACGUGUUCACGUGUGUGGCCACUACUGGGCUUGCUACUGAGACUGCUUCUACCACUGUUUUUGCUGAACCAGGUGACGACGCAAAUCUCCUCCUCCCCCUGUUCCCCGCCGCGCCAGUCAUCUCCUCCUACUACGUGCAGCUCUUCCAGGACAUAGGGAGCGACGUGGUGCUGCCCUGCCGCGUGUACAGCCCCACCGAGCCGCAGGUGUACUGGCAGGACCAGCAUCAUAAUGUCAUCUAUGACAACCCCAGGAUGAGGGUGCUGCGCUCUGGAGACCUCUACAUCAAGGACAUCCACUGGUCCGACAUGGGCGAGUACACGUGCACCGCCAAGAACCUUUACGGAAAGACAACUGUCUCCAGUUUCCUCUAUCCCGCUAGGCCGAAACAUUAAACCAUCAAUAUCCGCCGACCAAGCCACUCCCGCCGAUGCUAAAUGUUGUUCCUAUUCGUAGUUAAAGUAUUAACGUAAAUUAACUUAUUAUUAGAUUAAGUUGUGCUUAAAUCAAACCAUUGUACUUGCCUUGUUUGUAAAAUUAUGGCAAUUCAUUAAUUU
Cydia splendana is the source of this 1026-nucleotide messenger RNA. RefSeq names its product neural/ectodermal development factor IMP-L2-like (gene IBP2). Gene Ontology annotation, biological process: homophilic cell-cell adhesion; dendrite self-avoidance; axon guidance. The record is from RefSeq and is a predicted model, not a curated record. The coding region runs from base 97 to 864 and encodes 255 amino acids. NCBI's taxonomy places the organism in Eukaryota, Metazoa, Arthropoda, Insecta, Lepidoptera, Tortricidae. Gene Ontology annotation, cellular component: axon; plasma membrane. Gene Ontology annotation, molecular function: cell-cell adhesion mediator activity. The transcript has 7 exons.